Molecule: messenger RNA, 1431 nt
Organism: Venturia canescens
Lineage: Eukaryota; Metazoa; Arthropoda; Insecta; Hymenoptera; Ichneumonidae
Gene: pasi1
Product: pasiflora 1
Exons: 6
Coding region: 176-685 (169 amino acids)
Source: RefSeq, a predicted model, not a curated record
UUAAAUUUCCAUGAUAGCACAUCCAUACUUAGGCGUGGCACAGUUAUACAAAAUCACACAAGAGCUUAAUGCACUCGAGAAUAUUGGUUGACUAAUGUUAUUUACACUUACGUCCGAAAGACAUAAUUAGAUAUUUUAUUGAGUAACGCUAGCUUCAAAUUUAAAAAAGGUCAACAUGACGAUUCUAGAAUCAUGCUGGUCCCCAUUUAUUUGGACAAACGACAUCAAAACUGGCUGCAAAGCUAUUGCAUUUUAUACAGUGGCAAUCAGUAUAGUGCUAGCAACUUUUGUUGUUUACAACAUGAGCGGCGGCGAGUCAACCCAAUUGUAUAAUCCACUAUUUGAAGCUGAUGUCAGGUUAUCGAUGCAAGUGGUCGGAGCUUUCUUCUUAUUAUAUUUCUUCAUGCUGAUUAUAAGCGCGUUCAUAAUGAUUCGUGGAAUUCAUUUAUGCAUACGAGGAAUGCUCUUACCAUGGCUGGUUCUGUGGUUUCUCGCUUGCCUUUUCCAAUUGAUUUUUGGCUUGUGGCUGCUCGGAGGAUACUACAUUUAUCUCCAAUUGGUCUUCGCUACUCUCUGCAUUUGGCUCUGGAUGGGCUAUAACAUUUACUGCUGGCUCUGCGUCUUCAGUAUGUAUAGGUUUUUCGCAUUGGCUCAGUCUCCGCAUAUUGAGCUUCUGUGGCCUUGAUUAAAAAAUUGACUUUUUAUAGCUCGAGCUAUUCUCAGUCCAUAAUUUGAGUAUUGACUAAUUUUGAGAUUAGUGCCUUAGGUCAAUCAUUAAAUUGACUAAAAACUAACAAUCCAUAUCUUCUAUAAGAGAGAAUGGAAAGGAAGUUAAAAUUGAUCAUUUUAGCUCGUUUUUUAUGAUAGUAUUUAACACGCAAUCUCAUUGAUCACAUUUUUUUAAAAGUAAUUGAAAAAUAAGAAAAAAAAUGAUAAAUAGUGACCAAAGACUGAGAAUAUUUUAAAUCAAGACUUCCGUCCAAUUUUGGUCUUCGUUUUUUACUUUCAACUCGUAGUUUCACUACCUAUAGGAUAGGAAAACAACGCAGUUUGUGCAUUGCAAAAUAAUUUGCACAUGAAAAAACCGCCAAAACAUUUUUAUUCACCAUGUCAUUUUUUAUUAUGAGAGCAAAAUCGAUAAUUGUUCAAUAAUCCGAGCCUCAAGUACAAUCUAAUAUUAAUAUAAAUAUUGUACGCUUUUUUUAUUAUAACAAUUAUAUGUUUUUAUAAUCUCCGUGCCUUAAUUACUAUUUCACGUACGAUUAUUGUACUGGAAUACUUCAGAUAGAAAACCUUGUAUAUCAUCGUCAAAAAUAAUGUGACUCGUUAUUUUUUCUACGUUAUCUGAAAAAUGACUCGCGAACCAAUGUAUACAAAUUUUUCAAUACAGUAGAAAACCACUUUCUUUCUCAAUAAGAUAUUCGAAACUUA